Colius striatus (speckled mousebird) is the source of this 3563-nucleotide messenger RNA. It is a transcript of the gene CDR2L, whose product is annotated as cerebellar degeneration related protein 2 like. NCBI's taxonomy places the organism in Eukaryota, Metazoa, Chordata, Aves, Coliiformes, Coliidae. Bases 358 to 1749 code for a protein of 463 amino acids. The transcript has 5 exons. The record is from RefSeq and is a predicted model, not a curated record.
GAUCUGCCAGGCUGCGCCGGGCCCUCUUCCUUCCUUUGUGCAUCCCCCAGCCCCGUGCAAGCCCUGUGUCCUCCCCGCCCCGUCCCGCUUCAUCCCCCGCAGAGCCUCCGCCGAGCCUGGAGGCAGGACCAAGCCUCCUUCCCGGGCAGGCAGAGCCGGGGCAGCGGCGAGGCACCGGCUGCCACGUCGUGUCACCUCCCCCUUCCCCCGGCCCGGCCGAGGCACCGAGGCCGCAUCCCCGCCCGCAUCCCCGCACCAUCCCCGCACCAUCCCCGCACCAUCCCCGCUCCCCAUCAGCGGCAGCGGCGGGGAAGCCUUCGGCGGAUGCUGCGCGUCUCCCCGGGCCGCUGGUGCUAAAUGCUGAGCGCCGACAGGAUGGAGGAGUUUCAGAGCGAGGAAGAGGAGCCCUGGUACGACCAGCAAGACCUGGAGCAGGACUUGCAUUUGGCUGCGGAGCUGGGCAAGACGCUGCUGGAGCGCAACAAAGAGCUGGAGGACUCCCUGCAGCAGAUGUAUGCCACCAACGAGGAGCAAGUGCAGGAAAUCGAGUACCUGACCAAGCAGCUAGAGAUGCUGCGGCAGAUGAACGAACAGCAUGCCAAAGUCUAUGAGCAGCUGGACCUGACAGCACGGGACCUGGAGCUGGCUAACCAGAAGCUCGUGCUGGAAAGCAAGACAUCCCAACAGAAGAUACAGUGCUUGACAGAAACAAUUGAGGGGCUGCAGAACCAAGUGGAGGAGCUGCAGAAGCAGGUGGAGGAGAUGAGGAGCUUGGAGCAGCUCCGCAUUCGGCGGGAGAAGAGGGAGCGGCGCCGGACCAUCCACACCUUCCCCUGCCUUAAGGAGCUGUGCUCCAGCCCCAGGUAUGAGGAUGCAUUCCAGGUCCACAGCAAUUCCACAGAGUUCAACCAGAAGCCACUGGAGAGGGAGAACGAGCGUCUCCAAGCCAUGGUGAACUCCCUGAGGUCCCAAGUGAACCAGGAGAAGCAGCGGAAGGAGAGGGUGGAGCGGGAGUACACCUCCGUUAUUCAGGAGUAUUCGGACCUCGAGCAGCGCGUGUGUGAGAUGGAGAACUGCAAACUGCGCAUCAAGGAGCUGGAGGCAGAGCUCCUGGAGCUACAACAGAUGAAACAAGUCAAGAAGUAUCUGCUCAGCAGAGAAGACAACUUAUCCGAGGCCCUCCUCGAGCCGCUGAAUAACGCCCCAGAAGCGGACUACAUCGACCUGUCCGAGGAGGAGGGAGGCAAAAGCCACGGGCCGUCCAUGACGCCUUCCCCAAACCACCCUGUCCGGAAGAGCUGCAGCGACACAGCCCUCAACGCCAUCGUCACCAAGGACGCCGUGAGCCGGCACGAGGGCAACUACACGCUGCACGCCAACAACGUGCGCAAGCGGGGCAUGUCCAUCCUGCGGGAGGUGGACGAGCAGUACCACGCGCUGCUGGAGAAGUACGAGGAGCUCCUGAGCAAGUGCCGCCAGCACAAGGACAGCGUGCGCCACGCCGGCGUCCAGACCUCCCGGCCCAUCUCCAGAGACAGCUCCUUCAGGGACUUCCGAGGGGAAGGGCAUGAGUUGGAAGAGAGGAAGAGCAUGGAGAAGACCAUCAGCAAACACGUGGAGGCAGUGGACAAGCGGCUGGAGCAGAGCCAGCCCGAGUACAAGGCUCUUUUUAAGGAGAUCUUCUCUCGCAUCCAGAAAACGAAAGCGGACAUCAACGCCACAAAGGUGAAAAACAAGAGCAGCAAAUGAGCUCUGCCUCUCCCCAACUCCCACGUGCAAUCAGCAACAGCCAAGUCUUCUCCUCAGCCCCAGGACACGCCACGUGGCCACACUGCUUUGAAGGUUCGAGAGGUCUACAAGCGAGAAAACGUCACGGAGACUCAACUCCCUUUAUCUUUUUUAAGCUUGGGCUCCGGACAGCUGGUUGGGACAAUUGUACAUUGUAGUUAGAGGGUUUCAGAAACUGUGUGAGGGAUGUCUGCAUGAGCUGCUGCUGCCGCCAGACACCGCAACAGCAACAGAAACCGCACCGCAGAAUGAAAAGCGAGCACCUCCUUCCACCCGUUUCAGCUUGUCUUACAGCCCGGCUAUCUGCAAGCAAAAGCCUGGAUGUCCUCCAGCAUCCUGCCUCAGCUGGAGCACGGUGUUUCACAGGAAGAUGAAAAGCCAUCAGAACUUCAGGGGCAGCCCAGUCCUCCACUUUGGUUUUCUGGCUAAGAACCUACGCUUGUAGCCCAGAGACUUCUCCACCUUCCCCUUCCCCAAAGGGCAGUAUGUUCUUGCUACUGAAGCCAUUCUCCUACCAGUCAGGUUUUUCAGCUAUUUACAAUGCAAGCUCAUUGCAACUGGAAAAACUUGAAGAGAAACAUAAAACUGAUUGUUCUGUCCUCAUCAGCAUCGCUUAGUAUUUCAGUCCAUACUCUCCAGACUCUGUAGGCAUAUGGGAUUUACACCUGCCCCAGUAUUUCAGUCCAGGUGAAGCACUGGGCCUGGUGGGAACUUCAUGAUCAGGGCUUUCCCAUAAGCUCGACAAGAAGUGCUAUUACAGUAUCAGAGACCUGCUUCCAUGCACCAGCCCUCUGUCCUGUGCUCUUCAAGAGGUUCGUGCUGCCCCGUCGUAGCCUGAAACACAGCUUGCAUGGGCUUGCAAAACUGACUGCCAUGAAAGCACCCGCCAGCGUCAGGAGCUCUGGCCCUGGCAGUAGCACUGCUCACACAUUGCCCCACACUUGUGCUCCAGACAUCUCCCCAGUAAAGAGGAUGGGUUUCAGAUUUUGGCUGAGAUACUGUCUCCAAAAGUUACCACCUUCCAUGUUCCAGUUCACUUCCCAGCACUGAAAUCCCCUCACUUUGCUUCCACAGACAUGCAAACACGCAGCCAAAAGGCCACUGCAGUCUCAGGAAUCACCAGUUUCCAUCUUUCAUGAACUAGAUGUUGACCUUGUGUGGUCAGACACGUGUUUUGGGCACAGAAGCAGCAUUUCAUUACAGCUUCAGCCAACACCCUGAGCCACAAAGGUCAAGCAGUUCAGUGUAAGCUACCUAUUCUGUACCUGCCUGGAGAAACUUCAGGCCAGAUUUGGAUUCUGUUUUCACCAGCUUACAUCCCAAAACCUUGGGAAAAUGGUUGGGAUCUUUGCAACAUUGAGAUCAAUAAGUGAGACUGUGGCUUUGGAGGGGGAAGACUGUUAAAAUGUGAUUGUUCUCCGAGUCUAGGGCCUUGAUGUUAAGAGGAGCCACCUUUCUUUCACUCACCAUGGAAUUAAUGCCAAAAUACUCUGGUUUAUGAAGCUGAGUACCAGGGAGGUAAGUUGACAGGAGUAUGAUGCCCAAGCCACCCCUGCUCCCGAGGUCUCCUCCUCAAACCACCCACCACCGCCUGCUCGGCUUUGCCACGCGCUGCAUUUUCAGGUGCCCCGUGGCCCCACACCUGAGAUAAACUCAGAGCCCUACACACCACUGUGGCUACCAGCUCUGUAACAGUAUGGACAACCUUCUUGCCUUAUUUAUUUAUAAUGGAAAGCAGUUGUCUAAUAAAAUAAAAACCAAUAAAAACAACCAAC